GAUUUUAGAUAAUGGGCUGUGUGCAAUGUAAGGAUAAAGAAGCAACAAAACUGACUGACGAGAGGGAUGGCAGUUUAACUCAAAGCUCAGGCUACCGCUAUGGGACAGAUCCCACUCCGCAGCACUAUCCUAGCUUUGGUGUGACUUCAAUCCCAAACUACAACAACUUCCAUGCCACAGGAGGCCAAGGACUGACUGUGUUUGGUGGAGUCAAUUCCUCCUCUCAUACAGGGACGCUGCGUACAAGAGGAGGAACAGGUGUAACUCUUUUUGUGGCGCUUUAUGACUAUGAAGCAAGAACAGAAGAUGACUUGAGUUUUCACAAAGGAGAAAAAUUUCAAAUACUUAACAGCUCGGAAGGAGACUGGUGGGAGGCCCGGUCCUUGACUACAGGCGAAACUGGUUACAUUCCCAGUAAUUAUGUGGCUCCAGUCGAUUCCAUCCAAGCAGAGGAGUGGUACUUUGGCAAACUUGGCCGAAAAGAUGCUGAGAGGCAGCUGUUGUCAUUUGGAAACCCCAGAGGUACCUUCCUGAUCCGGGAAAGCGAAACUACCAAAGGUGCCUAUUCCCUGUCUAUUCGAGACUGGGAUGAUAUGAAAGGAGAUCAUGUCAAACAUUAUAAGAUUCGUAAACUUGACAAUGGUGGAUAUUAUAUCACAACUCGGGCACAAUUUGAAACUCUUCAGCAGCUGGUUCAGCAUUAUUCAGAGAAAGCUGAUGGUUUGUGUUUUAACUUAACUGUGAUUGCUACGAAUAAUACCCCACAAACUGUUGGAUUGGCUAAAGAUGCAUGGGAAGUUGCACGUGAUUCAUUAUUUCUGGAACAGAAGCUUGGUCAGGGGUGUUUCGCUGAAGUGUGGCGUGGUACGUGGAAUGGAAAUACUAAAGUGGCUAUCAAGACUCUGAAGCCUGGCACUAUGUCUCCAGAAUCCUUCUUAGAGGAAGCCCAAAUCAUGAAGAAGCUAAAACAUGACAAAUUGGUCCAACUUUAUGCUGUGGUAUCUGAAGAACCUAUCUAUAUUGUCACGGAGUACAUGAGCAAAGGGAGUUUGCUAGAUUUCUUAAAAGAUGGAGAAGGAAGAGCUUUGAAGUUACCGAAUCUGGUGGACAUGGCAGCCCAGGUGGCUGCAGGGAUGGCGUACAUCGAGCGAAUGAAUUACAUACACAGAGAUCUGCGGUCUGCAAACAUUCUGGUGGGGAAUGGCCUAAUAUGCAAGAUUGCCGACUUUGGAUUGGCAAGACUGAUUGAAGACAACGAAUAUACAGCCAGACAAGGUGCAAAGUUUCCCAUUAAAUGGACUGCGCCAGAAGCAGCAUUGUAUGGACGGUUCACAAUAAAGUCGGAUGUGUGGUCUUUUGGGAUCCUACUGACAGAGCUGGUAACAAAAGGGAGAGUGCCAUACCCAGGCAUGAAUAACCGUGAAGUCUUGGAGCAAGUAGAACGUGGUUAUCGGAUGCCAUGUCCUCAGGACUGUCCCAUCUCCUUGCACGAGCUUAUGAUCCACUGCUGGAAAAAAGACCCAGAGGAGCGUCCAACUUUCGAAUAUUUGCAGGGUUUCCUUGAAGACUACUUCACUGCAACAGAACCCCAGUACCAGCCUGGCGACAACCUGUAAAUCCCUGGUCUCCAGACAGUGUCAUGAAUUGCCAGGUGUUUCUCAGCCCUGCCCCGCCUGUCCUUCGGCUUCCAACUCUGUGAUCGGCUUCUCCAGAGUGCAGCAUCUUCCAGCACCGCCGUGCGCAGGAGGGGCUGAAGCUGGGAACUUCCGCAGCCCUUUCCUACAACCACUUGUCCUAAUAAUCUGAAUGUCCUGGAUGAAAAGGAGAAAAACACUUGUUUUUUUCUUAAUCAAAGACUCCAAAACUGCAUUGUAUUGAUGUUAUGUAAACUGCAAAACCUCUGUUCAUUGUAAAUAGUAACUCAGUGCCAAUAACUGAUCCUAGUGCUUUCCUUUUUUUAAAACGCAAAACCUAUGUGAUUUUAACUAGUCUUCUCCUGAUUCAACUAAAAGUAUUAUUUUCCAGAAGUGGCCUCUUUGUCUAAAACAU
Nipponia nippon (crested ibis) is the source of this 2049-nucleotide messenger RNA. Lineage: Eukaryota; Metazoa; Chordata; Aves; Pelecaniformes; Threskiornithidae. The record is from RefSeq and is a predicted model, not a curated record.